Messenger RNA from Neohortaea acidophila, 603 nucleotides. RefSeq lists its product as uncharacterized. Gene Ontology annotation, molecular function: gamma-glutamylcyclotransferase activity. Lineage: Eukaryota; Fungi; Ascomycota; Dothideomycetes; Mycosphaerellales; Teratosphaeriaceae. The transcript is spliced from 2 exons. The record is from RefSeq and is a predicted model, not a curated record. Bases 1 to 603 code for a protein of 200 amino acids.
AUGUAUUCCCACACUCCCGGCUCCGGUCCUCGUGCUUGGAACAGCACGUCCACCAACCCCACGAGCACACCGGACUACACCGAAGUCUACUUCAGCUACAGUUCCAAUUUGUCACCGCAAACCAUGAAAGGCCGCCACCCCCAUUCCCUCUUCGCAGGCCUCGCCCUCCUCCCCAACUGGCGCUGGACAAUCAACACCGAGCACUUCGCCAACAUCGUCCCCUCGACCGCACCGCAAGACAAAGUCUACGGCGCCCUCUACUUCAUCACCGCGCUGGAUGAGAGCGGACUGGACGACAUGGAAGGCGCGCCGACGCAUUACCAGAAGCAGCACCUGGAAGUCACGAGGAUCAACGCGGACGGCUCGGCUACGGAUCAGAAGGUCACGGCGCUGGUGUAUGUUGAUACGAUCCGGACGGAGGAGGCGGCUAUUGCGCCUGAGUAUCGCGUGUGGAUCCGGAAGGCGGUGCGCGAUGCGAAGCCCUUUGGACUGCCGGACGGGUACGUGGAGGAGGUUAUUGCGCCGCAUUUGGUGGGGGAGGAUGGGGAGGAGGACAUGGAGCCUGUGCGGGUGGUGUUUUCGCGUGACGCGUUUGAUAGGUGA